CAACCGCCGAACCUUGCAGCGUUGGUUCUUAGCAAGAGCGAGAUAAGCCUAUGCGAGUGUCUGGAUCUUUGGGCACAUUUCAAAUGUAUAUAUUUCUUUUUUCAAGGUAAGGCCUUCACCUUAUCGUCAUAGCGACCUACAUACCGAAGAAAACUGGAGAUUAGUAAAUUAUUCUUGCGUGUCCUCCUGGCCCCAGCUCCAUAUCCAGUUCGGCAGGGGAGGGAAGAAGAGACAUGUUCGUAUAUCCGUCGCACAAGCCCUCCAACCACCCUCAUAACAAUGAACUCUUUGACCACUGGGUCGGGAGAUAUCGGCCUGGCGUGGGCUAGCAAAUAAAACGGGUGAACCCCCUUCUCGGAUCCCAUAGCUGGCCGGAUGGGCUGGAUGGCUCGCUCGCUUCUCAAGAUUUCCCCCCCAAGACAACCCUGUCCUGCCAACUGCGAGCACAGGUACGUCUACCUGGGGAUGGCUGAAGGACCAGGGGAGAAACUUCGAUUGCGUUAUUUAAACGAGCUUUCGUGACUGCCCCCCUGGGGUUAUCAUAUGUUUGCAGGAAGGUAUCCUCCGUAUGUAGCCAAGGGAUAGAUGUAUGGAUUCAAGGGUAUGUAAGCAGUCUGUCAGGUUCCUGGCUGGGCGAGCUGGAUGGGUGGAUGAAGUGAGAGUGAUUGACCAGCAGCGAAACGAGGAUGUGCAGCGAAUCAUGAUGGGACAUCCAUCAGUUCACCGCUGGCGGGCUGCAUAUGGCUGGACCGUCACCAACAUGCACCAUACAUACAUACAAACAACCGUCCUUGUUGUUUCUCCAGGGAUCGGGUGGACGAGGCCCGUCAGCGUCGAUGAGCCCUUGCUCCAGCGCUGUGCAGCUUGGCAGGCAACGCCGUGCAUGAAGAGCGAGGGUGGGAUGAAUGUCAAGUAUUCGCAAGAGAAAGACCAUCGGCAUCAGCCUGGCCCUUGUCUCAGCUGCUGGAUCAGAAUCUCGUUGUCGAUAUCUGCUCUGUGCAUGAUGCCUCCCCCCUAAAACG
Trichophyton rubrum CBS 118892 is the source of this 1022-nucleotide messenger RNA. RefSeq lists its product as uncharacterized. NCBI's taxonomy places the organism in Eukaryota, Fungi, Ascomycota, Eurotiomycetes, Onygenales, Arthrodermataceae. The record is from RefSeq and is a predicted model, not a curated record. Bases 590 to 1018 code for a protein of 142 amino acids. The transcript has a single exon.